Messenger RNA from Thalassophryne amazonica, 460 nucleotides. RefSeq names its product PHD finger protein 5A (gene phf5a). Gene Ontology annotation, biological process: mRNA splicing, via spliceosome. Gene Ontology annotation, cellular component: U2 snRNP; catalytic step 2 spliceosome; U12-type spliceosomal complex. Lineage: Eukaryota; Metazoa; Chordata; Actinopteri; Batrachoidiformes; Batrachoididae. The record is from RefSeq and is a predicted model, not a curated record. The transcript is spliced from 4 exons. The coding region runs from base 43 to 375 and encodes 110 amino acids.
AGAGUUCAAAGGUGAACAAAGCCUUACGAUCCUCCAUUAAAAAUGGCAAAGCAUCAUCCAGAUCUGAUUUUCUGCAGAAAACAAGCUGGUGUCGCGAUCGGGAGACUUUGUGAGAAAUGCGAUGGGAAGUGCGUCAUCUGUGACUCGUACGUGAGGCCGUGCACACUGGUCCGGAUCUGUGACGAGUGUAACUACGGCUCGUAUCAAGGCCGCUGUGUGAUCUGCGGCGGUCCCGGCGUGUCGGAUGCGUACUACUGUAAAGAGUGCACCAUCCAGGAGAAAGACCGAGACGGCUGUCCAAAAAUUGUAAAUUUAGGCAGCUCUAAAACUGAUCUCUUUUAUGAAAGGAAGAAGUACGGCUUCAAGAAAAGGUGAAGACAACUGCCAAUUUUUUUUUAAUUUGUGUCGGUUUUAUUUUAAAAAGUUCAAUCUUUUUCAAUAAAAGUCUCUUGUAUAUUUG